AUGCUCGACAUCAUUGACACAGGCACAACGGCAUCGUCCUCGGUUGACUGGUGCACCACCUGGAAGAAUCCACCUGAGGCUGCUGCACUCCAAGAAGAGAUUGAGAAUAUCCAUAGUGAAGGCUGCGUUUGCCUGGUCUUACAGGCACAACACCCCACCAAGUUCAUGACUUCAUGGAGUCACCAGGCCUACUGGCGCAAUCCGACCUAUCUCAUGGUUAAGUUUGCGCUUUGCAUCAUUGGCGGCUUGUUUGUUGAAUUCACGUUCUACUGCACUAGUGAUUUGCUCCAGGGUACCCAGAACAAGCUCUUUGCGAUCUUCUUGGCCUCAGCACUGUCUGUCCCCCUUUCACAGCAGCUUCAGGUAAUGUAG
Molecule: messenger RNA, 372 nt
Organism: Suillus subaureus
Lineage: Eukaryota; Fungi; Basidiomycota; Agaricomycetes; Boletales; Suillaceae
Exons: 3
Coding region: 1-372 (123 amino acids)
Source: RefSeq, a predicted model, not a curated record